AUGUUAUUAAUCAAUAUUUUAAUUAUUUGUUUAAUAGUCUUUUCUAAUUAUGUUCAUGGUGAAGGUGAAAGUGAAGGUAAAUGUGAUGCUGUUAUUGAUCUUAGUCUUAUAAUUGAUUCAUCUGGUAGUAUUUCUCCUGAUGAUUUUAAGAAAGGCAAAGAAGCAUUAAUUGAUAUUGUUAGUCGACUAAAUGUUGGUGUAAAAAAAGCUGGUGUUGCUCUUAUUAAUUAUGCAUCAAACGUAUCACUUAUUGCUCAAAAUGCAGUGUUCGAAUUUAAUAAAGCAGAAUUACUUAAACAAAUUGCUGAACUUCCACAUAUUCGUACAAAUACAGCAACUGGUGAUGCGUUAGCUUUAGCUGGAAAGUAUUGUGGAUUAAGAUGUCGAAAGUUAAUGGAAGGAAUUCCAAGAAUUUUUGCUAUAUUUACUGAUGGUCAAAGUAAUGAAGGUCGUCCAGUAAUACCUGCUGCUGAAGAAAUACGUAAUGGUCCGAUUCAAGGUGAUAUUUUUGCUAUAGGUAUAGGAAAUAUUAGUAAAAAAGGUCGAGAUGAAUUAAUUGGAAUUGCUGGUGAUGUAGCAAAUGUAAUGCAUAUUGAUUCUUAUCUUGAUUUUACUCAUGUUUCAAAUGCUAUUGCAAUGGAAAUGUGUGCAUUUCCAGCUUUUAUUUUACCUGAUGUUAAGGUUCAAACUCAAGUAACAGGAAAUAAUACUCGAUAUUAUAAAAUGCAAACAUUACAUAAAAAAGCUAAAAGUGCUUUUUUUGAAAUUGAAAUAGAUGAUAUAGAAGGACAAUCUAUUGUAUAUACAUCGACAACCACUAGAAAGCCAACAUCAUAUUCAUCAAAAAGUAUUAGCAAACGUACUGCAAAAGGAAGCAAUAUCUAUACAACAUAUGUACCAGCCGAUGCAAAAAAUUUUUAUUUUACUAUUAAAGGUGUUAAAUCAACAAUAAAUAAAUCAGAUUUCAUUGUACACGUUCAACCAGUUGAUUUUUAA
Rotaria sp. Silwood1 is the source of this 996-nucleotide messenger RNA. Lineage: Eukaryota; Metazoa; Rotifera; Eurotatoria; Philodinida; Philodinidae. The record is from the annotation of a GenBank genome assembly.